GUUUUUCCGGAUCGAAGCAAGCCGUUCUGGUUACGUGGCCAAGGGGACGUUUCACAAACAUGGCGUCGCAGCAGAAUGAAGUGGAUGAGCUGUUCGAUGUGAAAAACGCGUUUUAUAUCGGCAGCUAUCAACACUGCAUUAACGAAGCCCAGAAAGUAAAGACGUCAAGUCCAGAAAAGGAUGUUGAGAGGAACAUUUUUCUGUACAGAGCAUAUAUUGCUCAGAGGAAGUAUGGUGUUGUACUGGAUGACAUAAAGCCCAGCUCCUCUGAGGAGCUGCAGGCUGUCAGGAUGUUUGCAGAGUACAUGUCCAAUGAAGGCAAGAGGGAUGCAAUAGUGGCAGAACUGGAUAAAAAGAUGGCCAAGAGUGUUGAUGUUUCCAACACCACCUUCCUGCUGAUGGCGGCUUCAAUCUAUCUGCAUGAGAUGAACACAGAUGCUGCAUUACGUACCCUGCACCAGGGAGACAGUCUGGAGUGCAUGGCCAUGACUGUCCAGAUACUUCUAAAGCUGGACAGAGUUGAUAUGGCAAGAAAGGAAUUAAAGAAGAUGCAAGACCAAGAUGAAGAUGCCACUCUGACCCAGCUCGCUACCGCUUGGGUCAACCUUGCAAUUGGGGGAGAGAAAUUGCAGGAUGCAUUCUAUAUCUUCCAGGAAAUGUCAGACAAGUACUCGCCCACACUGCUGCUGCUGAACGGUCAGGCUGCAAGUCACAUGGCUCAGAAUAAGUGGGAUGAGGCUGAGUCAGUACUACAGGAUGCUCUGGACAAAGACAGCAGCCACCCGGAGACACUCAUCAACCUCAUUGUGUUGACACAGCAUUUGGGCAAACCUCCUGAGGUGACAAAUCGAUAUUUGUCUCAACUGAAAGAUGCACAUAAGUCACAUCCAUUUAUUAAAGAAUAUCUUACUAAGGAGAAUGAAUUCGACAGGCUUGCCAUGCAGUACGCCCCCAGCGCCUGAAAGAGCUACGCAGUUUUAAUUUAUGUGUCCUACAAUGCGCCGCAAUAUUAUUUCCCCUCUUUACACCUUCUCAAUGCCUUUAAACAAAAUAAUAUUCAACUGUUUGAGAUUUGUAUUUGCUCUGUCUUUUUUGACAUGUCCAAAUGCUCUACAAACAUUCCUGUACUAUGGUUAAAUAAACAUGUUUAUCAUA
Molecule: messenger RNA, 1155 nt
Organism: Onychostoma macrolepis
Lineage: Eukaryota; Metazoa; Chordata; Actinopteri; Cypriniformes; Cyprinidae
Gene: cope
Product: COPI coat complex subunit epsilon
Exons: 10
Coding region: 60-962 (300 amino acids)
Biological process (GO): intra-Golgi vesicle-mediated transport; endoplasmic reticulum to Golgi vesicle-mediated transport; retrograde vesicle-mediated transport, Golgi to endoplasmic reticulum
Cellular component (GO): COPI vesicle coat
Molecular function (GO): protein binding; structural molecule activity
Source: RefSeq, a predicted model, not a curated record